Molecule: messenger RNA, 2772 nt
Organism: Stylonychia lemnae
Lineage: Eukaryota; Ciliophora; Spirotrichea; Sporadotrichida; Oxytrichidae
Source: the annotation of a GenBank genome assembly
AUGGAAAGUAUACAAAGAAAGAAAUGCUGCUAGCUUGUCAGUCAUAUUGCUGGAAAAUAAUAUCUACUGCCACUUAAAAGUUAAACCAUAUUCUACAAUAAUUUCGAUGAUUUACUGGAAGUAACUCUUGAUGUUCCAAUUAAUGAAGACUAUGGGAUAGGAAAACUAAUAGUGUAAAUUGGAGACGAAAUCAUUGAAGGAAAAAUAUUAGAGUAAUACAAAGCUUAAGAAAAAUAUGAAGAUGCAGUGGCCUAAGGUCAUACAGCAAUAAUGGCUUCGGAAGAUGAACAAAAAGAUGAAAUAAUCAAGUUAACCAUUGGAAAUCUCUUACCAGGGUAAGAAGCUACAGUUCAUCUUCAACUUCUCAAUGUUUUAAAGAUUGAAGGAGCAGCUUAUUGCCUAAGAGUACCUCUGUACUACUUCCCUAAAUACAGCUCAGGUCUAAGCUAAUACAGCUAUAAAUUCUAAGUUGAAAUCCUUUCUGACUCACCUGUUACUUAUCUAGGCUAUCCAAAAGAUUCAAAGAUGUUCUAAACGAUUUCUGAUAAAAAUUUACUCCAAAUUUAAAUUGAAAAAACCUAAGAUAAUGUAUUUUGUCUUGAGAAUGAUUUGAUUGUAUACUAUAGAAAUAAUGAUAUGGAAAGCACUGUGCUCUAUUCUUAAGAGUCAGAUAGACAUCCUAAUUAAGUAGCAAUUAUGCUUUCUGUUGUUCCAAGUUUCAUUGAAUCAACUAUCGAGAGCAGCCCAUCUUUAGAAAUUUUUGAAGAUGAUAUACCUAAUUCUUUAGAUGUCGAAUAUGAAAACUCAGAUGAUUGCAUGUUUAUAUUCUUAGUAGACAGAAGUGGGUCAAUGUCAGGAGAGAAGAUGAGAACUACAAUUGAAGCUUUAAAACUAUUCUUAAAAUCUUUACCAUCUAGCUCAAGUUUUGAAAUAAUUAGUUUUGGAUAUAAAUACUCAGUACUUUCAGGCUAGAAAAAUGGAUUCAAUUACUGUGAUGAAACAAUGAAUUUAGCUAUAAGUAAAAUAAAUCAUUUUGAAGCUGACAUGGGUGGCACAGAUAUAUAUCAGCCUUUAGAUUACGCGAUUCAUGAUAUAUAGACAAAACUUUAAAAACGGAUAUUUCUUCUUACAGAUGGAGAGGUAAACAAUAGAAAGUCAGUAAUUCGAUUAGCGAAGUAGUGUUCUUUUGAUACCAGAAUACACACUAUUGGUAUUGGAAGAGAUUGUGAUGCCAGCCUAGUUAAAAAAGUUGCAAAACAAGGAAGAGGAUCAUGCAGCUUAGUGCUAGAUAAUACAGAUUUAAGUGCUAUUGUUAUUCUAGCUUUGGGAAGAGCUAAAGACCCAUCUUAUAGUAACUGCAAAUUUACUCUGUCACCCAAUCCAAUCAUUACCACGAAUAAUAUGAAACAUAAAUUUUCAGGGUCUGUAGGCUACGAAUUGUUUAGAAAUGAAAUCUUCCUGCUACUCUCAAUAAUUCCAAAGAGCGAAUUCUCACAACUUAAAUUAAAAGCAUCAAGUGAUAUCCAUCCAGUCUCAAACAAAGGGAUUAAUCAUGUAUGGAGUUCAGAUGAUUUUAAAUAAUUAGAUAAAGGAGAAGAGCUCUUCAAAAUUGCAGCAAGAAUGAGAAUUAAUGAAUUGUCUACACCUGCAUUGAGAUAUCAAGAUGUUCCUGAAUAGGAUAUCAAAGAAAUAUCUCUUGAAUAUUAAGUUCUCAGCAAAUACACAUCAUUUUUAGCAAUUAGCAAGAAUGAUGAGAAGCCUAUCGGAUAACUUAGAUAAGUCUAAUUAGGGCAAAGCAACUAUCUUGAAUAAAUUGAGAAUCAAAGUUAGAAUCUAAAAUUGCCAUAUAGUUAUAGUCAUUCAACAAGCUAAGAGUCUAUAUUUGAAAAGAUUGGCUAUGCUGUAGUAAGCUUCUUUGGGUUGAUUUAAACUUCUUCAGCUCCAUUUCCUAAUGAGAUGGCAAUAAGUUCAAGUUAAAAUUAUACAAAGAGAUCAGAAUAAGCUCUAAAGUAAUUUGAAGAUGUUAAUUAACCAUUAUAAAAGGAAGAAGUAAGUUGUUAUCCUUUAAAAACUUUUCAACAAAAAGGAAAAAGAGAAAUUGUUCAAAAAGUACCUGCACCAAUCGGAGAUCAAGAUGAUAACAGUGAAAAUGAAGAAACUUAAUAUGAUAGAAUUAGCUAACAAACUAAAGUAUCGUGUAAGAAAUAAUCAACUUAGAUUAAACUAACUUGUAAACAAGAGGAAGAUAAGUAAAUUUAAAAUAAUCACCAUGAAUCCAAUAAAAUAAAUUCAGUAAGUCAAAGAUUUAUUGAUCCACUUCAACUACAAAAACAUACUAAUAUGAGUUAGAAAAUGCCACUCGGUAAAAUUUCAUAAACAGAAAUGAUUCAAAAGAAUAAGCCUCCUUAAAAUCUAAAAUUAAAUAUCAAAUCUCCCCUAAUAGAUAGAUAAUCAAAAACUUAUAAUGAUCUGAUAAUGGAUUAGUCAAGUUAAGGUUAUUGGUAGAGUGCAUAGGUAAUAUAAAGCUUUAUUGAGGAAGAUAUUUUCUCUGAUUAAGAUUUAAUUAAAGAAAUUAAGUAAUUACUUAAUGAUCAGGUUGCUUUUGAUUCAAUUUGGAUAACAUUGCUUGCUCUUUAUAUAUUGCAAAAGAAAUUUAAUUCAAAGAAGAACGAGUGGAAAUUAGUUGCUCAAAAGGGUAAUUUCUACAUUAGAUUAUAUGGAAUAAAGAAGCCAGACAAUUUCAUCAAGAAGAUUAAUUAUUAGGCGAUUUGA